CUUAAGUCAAGAGUCUGGAAUGGAUGCUCUUUUUAAAUCAGUGGAGGAGACAGCUGAGCCCUUACAAGCUGAUGUCAAAGGUCAAAUCCCGGAAUGGCUGAAGGGCAGCUUGCUCCGGGUCGGUCCUGGAAAGUUUGAAGUCGGCGGCCAGUCCUACAACCACCUGUUUGAUGGCCUGUGUCUCAUUCACCGCUUCAACAUUGAGGGUUCAAAGGUGACGUACCAAAACCGUUUUCUGCGGAGUGACUCGUACGUUCUGGCAGAACAACAGAACAGGAUCGUCGUCUCCNCUUCACCCUCACCGCGGUAA
Branchiostoma belcheri (Belcher's lancelet) is the source of this 310-nucleotide messenger RNA. Its product is annotated as all-trans-retinyl ester 13-cis isomerohydrolase-like. The coding region runs from base 20 to 310 and encodes 96 amino acids. The record is from RefSeq and is a predicted model, not a curated record. Gene Ontology annotation, biological process: retinal metabolic process; carotene catabolic process. Lineage: Eukaryota; Metazoa; Chordata; Leptocardii; Amphioxiformes; Branchiostomatidae. Gene Ontology annotation, molecular function: beta-carotene 15,15'-dioxygenase activity; carotenoid dioxygenase activity. The transcript has 3 exons.